UUCCUAUCUGUCUACCUUCUCCACUCCUAAAUUAAAAGCUUCAUCAAAACUACACACAUAGAGAAUAUGGCUUCUUGCGGAUCUUUGAAGAGUAUGUGUAGAUUGUCAUCUCUUGUUCAAGAUCCUAACAAUUGUUUUACUUCGCGUAGUCCAUGGACGAAUGCCCGCGGCAAACCGUCAACCAAGCGAAAGUUUACACGGAUCGUGGCUGUUGGAAAGGACAAGUCAAAUAAUGAAACUGUACAUAUACAAAGAAUUGCUAACGGGAGCCCGGCAACGAUAUUAAGGUAUUCGGGGGAGAAACCGGAUACUCCUAUCUUGGAUAAGAUCGAUCAUCCAAUUAAUAUGAAGAAUCUUUCCAUCGAGGAUCUUGAAAAGCUGGCUGACGAGCUCCGAGAAGAGAUUGUGUACACAGUUUCUGAGACCGGUGGUCACCUGAGCUCUAACUUGGGCGUGGCUGAACUAACCGUCUCUCUCCACCAUAUUUUCAACACUCCGAACGAUAAGAUUAUAUGGGAUGUUGGCCACCAGGCAUACCCGCAUAAGAUUUUGACGGGAAGGAGAUCGAGAAUGGGGACGAUGCGACAAACAAGUGGACUCGCCGGGUUUCCAAAGAGAGAUGAGAGUGAACAUGAUGCUUUUGGUGCUGGCCAUAGCUCUACUAGCAUUUCGGCUGGUUUAGGAAUGGCUGUUGGAAGAGACUUGUUAGGAAAAGACAACCAUGUAAUUGCAGUGAUUGGUGAUGGAGCCAUGACUGCAGGGCAAGCAUAUGAGGCUAUGAACAAUGCUGGCUACCUGGAAUCCAAUCUCAUUAUAAUCUUGAAUGACAACCGCCAAGUGUCCCUACCCACCGCCACUCUUGAUGGUCCCGCUCCUCCCGUGGGAGCCCUCAGCCAAUCCCUCAUAAGGCUACAAACUAGCCGGAAGUUCCGCCAACUUCGUGAUGUUGCUAAGGAAGUGACAAAGAAACUGGGGAAUAAAACACAUGAAGUAGCAGCCAAAAUGGACUCUUAUAUGAGGGGAGUGGUGACUGGUCAAGGAGCAUCUAUGUUUGAAGAGCUUGGGCUAUACUAUGUUGGUCCGGUGGAUGGACAUAAUGUUGAAGACCUUGUUUAUGUUCUUAGUAAGAUCAAGUCCAUGCCUGACCCAGGACCCGUUCUCGUCCACAUUGUUACCGAGAAAGGAAAAGGCUACCUUCCUGCAGAAAUGGCAGCAGACAAGAUGCACGGUGUUGUGAAAUUCAAUACUCAGUCUGGGAAACAAACGAAAGCAAAAUCUAAGACCCUUUCAUAUACUCAAUAUUUUGCCGAUUCCUUGGUUGCUGAGGCGGAAAGAGAUGAUAAAAUAGUUGCUAUUCAUGCUGCAAUGGGAGGAGGCACAGGUCUUAAUACAUUCCAAAAACGAUUUCCUAAGAGAUGUUUUGAUGUUGGCAUAGCCGAGCAGCAUGCUGUAACUUUUGCAGCAGGUUUAGCAACGGAAGGGCUCAAGCCAUUUUGUGCUAUUUAUUCAUCAUUCCUCCAAAGAGGCUAUGAUCAAGUUGUUCAUGAUGUUGAUCUUCAAAAGCUUCCGGUGAGAUUUGCCUUGGAUAGGGCCGGUUUGGUAGGAGCGGAUGGUCCAACUCAUUGUGGUGCAUUUGAUACAACGUUCAUGGCUUGUUUACCAAACAUGGUCGUAAUGGCUCCUUCGUGUGAAGCCGAGCUCAUUAACAUGGUUGCCACGGCUGCAACCAUUGAUGAUCGUCCAAGCUGCUUUAGGUUCCCAAGAGGCAACGGAAUAGGUUCAUAUAUCCCAUCCGACAGCAGAGGAACCCCAAUCGAGGUUGGAAAAGGAAGAGUGCUUAAGGAAGGGGAUAGAGUGGCUUUGUUAGGUUAUGGAACCAUAGUUCAAAGUUGUUUAGAAGCAAGCACACUUCUUCAACUUCACGGUAUCUCAGUGACCGUGGCAGAUGCACGAUUCUGCAAACCAUUAGACGGAAACUUGAUCAAACAACUAGCACAUAAUCAUGAAGUUUUAAUCACACUUGAAGAAGGAUCUAUUGGAGGAUUUAGUUCUCAUGUUUCUCAUUUCUUGGCCUCAAAUGGAUUACUUGAUGGAAAUCUGAAGUGGCGAGCAAUGACUCUUCCGGAUAAAUAUAUCGAACAUGGGGCUCAACCAAAUCAGAUCGAAGAGGCCGGUCUCAGCCCAAACCAUAUUGCAGCAACAGUUCUGUCAUUGAUUGGCAAGAGCAAUGAUAUACUUCAUGUUUUCAAUAUUUAGAUUGAGUUAAGCUCUUUAUUUUUUGAUAUAUUUUGUAUAGUCAAGAGAGAUGGCUAUAUCGUAGCACAUGGAAAAGAAACUGAGGCCAAAGUGACUCUCUUUUGAUCACAUACACUUAGUUCUUUCUCUAACAAGAGACAUGGAUGGUUGUUGGUUAACAUUUGUUUAUAUAAUUUGUCAAAAUUACAUUGCUAUUGUAAUAUAUGUCUUACAACAAUAUAAAAUACAACUUUAUUUGUUGAAUGUUA
Erigeron canadensis is the source of this 2504-nucleotide messenger RNA. Its product is annotated as probable 1-deoxy-D-xylulose-5-phosphate synthase 2, chloroplastic. Gene Ontology annotation, biological process: terpenoid biosynthetic process. The transcript is spliced from 8 exons. Lineage: Eukaryota; Viridiplantae; Streptophyta; Magnoliopsida; Asterales; Asteraceae. The record is from RefSeq and is a predicted model, not a curated record. Bases 67 to 2256 code for a protein of 729 amino acids. Gene Ontology annotation, molecular function: 1-deoxy-D-xylulose-5-phosphate synthase activity.